UUUUAACAAUGUUACUUAGUUCCUUUGUUGUUUUUUUAGCUUUUUGGGAGAGGCUAUUAGACAUUCAAAUGGAUUGCAUAAAAAAAGGUUCCGUGACAUUGCUUCAUGCUGGCAUCAAUCCUAAUUACACUUAUUACGUUGCCUGUGAUCCCGACGACGUUUCUACAGUGUUAAAUUCGUGUUUAGAAAGAAGCUUUCUUCUCACGGAUCAUGUGAAAGCAGUUUUUGGAAAUGGACUUGCAACAUCGUCAGUUUCAGUUUGGAGGAGUCGACGAAAGAGGCUAGAAGCAGUUUUUAACAAAUUGCAGUUUUCCACAGACGUUAUGGUUAAUGAGCAAACCAUACUGCUUAUAGAGGAGUUAGCACCAAAAGCGGACAAGGCAAGCUUUGAUCCAUCCCGUUAUUUGAAGUACGCUAUAAUGAGGACUUUAUUUACAAUGAUCUUUACGGAAAGUCAACACGAUGAAGAAUUCUGUAAGCAUGUAGAUUUGUGCAUUAAAGCUACAGAGAAUGUUAGCAAAGCACUAUAUGUCAAACACAAAAAUAUAUUUACUCAUAAUAACUUUAUUUUCAAUAACUGUACUAAAAGCAAGUCCAUGCAAGAAGAGGCGAUAGGAAUACUUAACGAUGUUAUAAAUGAGAAUAUGAAAAAGGAAAUAGCCAUCGGAAAUGAAGUGGAGAAAUCACAAGUCACCGAUUCCGAAAAACUGGGGCUGUUAAACUACCUUCUCAAACUAAGGGCUGAAAGCAUUUAUAAUGAUGAUGACGUUAUAAAAGAAAUACUGUCAAUAAUUUUCAGCGGUUACUUUACGAUGUCUUAUACCCUGUUAAAUGUUUUGAAUAUGUUGGGUUCCCAUCUGACGGUCCAAGAAAAGCUUUACAAGGAAAUUUCUUCUCUACCAAACACUUCAGAGAAAAUUAUUAAAAUGGAUAAUUUAUCUCAGCUACCUUUUUCGGAUGCUGUAAUAAUGGAGACUCUGAGAUUAUAUCCACCUAUAUCGUUUAUAUCAAGAUUAGUAGACAAAGAAGUCGUUUUAGGUAAAUAUAAACUAGAAACUAAUAGCAAUUGCUUGCUGUGCGUCUACGCUAUGAACCGUCAUCCUAAAUGGGGUGAGGAUGCGGACGAGUUUAAGCCUGAAAGGUGGCUAGAGGAUGUUGCUUCGAAGCCGUUCGCCAGUUUUGGGUUGGGAGAAAGGAACUGUAUAGGAAAACUGUGGUCGUUGUCAAUAAUGAAGAGGCUUCUUAUAGGCAUAAUGAGGGAGUAUGUUGUAUAUAGAAAUGCUGAUGCAAUGACUAUGAAGCAAAAGUUAUUUCUGCAUUCUGAGAGCGGGCAUUAUAUCAGUUUACAGAAGCGAUCUACUGUUGAGAAGAAAACUGUAAAUGGAGAGAAUAUUAAUAAAUGAGCUAAUAAACAACCAAGAUUAUCAACUUUUAUAGUUUAAGUAGAAAUAAGUAUAUAAUAAGAAAUAUAGGUUCUAAAAUAAAAAUUUUUUUUUGUUACCUUUGACCAUGCCUUCUAUCCUUAGUCUGAGAACUGACUGAGUGGGUGAGCGGAGAAAGUUCCAUUAGCAUCUGUUCUGACCCCAAAAUAACAAUAGAAAUAUUACGAGUUAGUAACUUUUAAAGUUAUUAUACAUAUUUUUAUUUUUAAGCAUUGACUACUGCUAGUU
This is a messenger RNA of Chilo suppressalis (striped riceborer), 1670 nucleotides long. Lineage: Eukaryota; Metazoa; Arthropoda; Insecta; Lepidoptera; Crambidae. The record is from the annotation of a GenBank genome assembly.